This is a messenger RNA of Thunnus maccoyii (southern bluefin tuna), 3627 nucleotides long. RefSeq names its product GDP-mannose pyrophosphorylase B (gene gmppb). Gene Ontology annotation, molecular function: GTP binding; mannose-1-phosphate guanylyltransferase (GTP) activity. Gene Ontology annotation, biological process: cell wall mannoprotein biosynthetic process; GDP-mannose biosynthetic process. The coding region runs from base 184 to 1266 and encodes 360 amino acids. Gene Ontology annotation, cellular component: cytoplasm. The record is from RefSeq and is a predicted model, not a curated record. The transcript has 10 exons. NCBI's taxonomy places the organism in Eukaryota, Metazoa, Chordata, Actinopteri, Scombriformes, Scombridae.
CGCUGCGCGGCUGAACAGGAAACCAAACAAGGAAUUCAGAUUUGAACGAUCUUACGUGUCAUUCCCGGAGUUUCAGUGAUUCGGAAAUCUCCUUAAGUCUGUCGGAGAUCAAACCGCUGCUGGUUCUGGUCUCGUUAUUGAUGAGCUGUGGUCGCCCUGGUAACAGUUGCUAACGACAGAAGCAUGAAGGCUUUGAUUUUGGUGGGCGGGUACGGGACCCGGCUGCGACCGCUCACCCUGAGCGUCCCGAAACCGCUGGUGGACUUCUGCAACAAACCCAUCCUGCUGCACCAGGUGGAGGCGCUGGUCAAGGCCGGUGUGGACCAUGUGGUUCUGGCGGUGAGCUACAUGUCUGAGCUGCUGGAGAGAGAGAUGAGAGUUCAGGAGCAGAGACUCGGGAUUCGUAUUUCUCUGUCUCAUGAGAAGGAGCCUCUUGGAACUGCGGGCCCCCUGGCGUUGGCUCGAGAGCUGCUGAACGUCGACAACGAGCCGUUCUUCGUCCUCAACUCGGACGUCAUCUGUGAUUUUCCCUUCAAAGAUCUGCUGCAGUUCCACCGCAACCACGGCAAGGAGGGAACCAUCGUGGUGACGCGGGUGGAGGAGCCCUCUAAGUACGGCGUUGUGGUGUUUGAGACGGAGAGCGGCAGGAUCCACCGCUUCGUCGAGAAACCGCAGGUCUUUGUCUCCAACAAGAUCAACGCCGGCAUGUACAUCUUCAAUCCCAGCAUGCUGAGCAGGAUCCAGCUGAGACCAACAUCCAUAGAGAAAGAGAUAUUUCCUGUCAUGGCGGAGGAGGGACAUCUGUACGCGAUGGAGCUACAGGGUUUCUGGAUGGACAUCGGUCAGCCUAAAGACUUCCUGACAGGGAUGUGUAUGUACCUUCAGUCACUACGGCAACACGCUCCUGAGAGGCUACGCACAGGACCCGGUUUCCUAGGCAACGUUCUGGUGGACCCGACGGCUCAGAUCGGUGAGAACUGCACCAUCGGCCCGAAUGUGACCAUCGGCGCCGGCGUGGUCGUGGAGGACGGGGUGAGGAUAAAACGCUGCACGGUGCUGAAGGGAGCGCGGGUUCGGUCACACUCUUGGCUGGAGAGCUGCAUCGUGGGCUGGAGCUCCUCCGUCGGCCAGUGGGUUCGUAUGGAGAAUGUGACGGUGUUGGGAGAGGAUGUGAUCGUGAACGACGAGCUUUAUCUGAACGGCGCCAACGUCCUGCCUCACAAAUCCAUCAACGAGUCGGUCCCGGAGCCACGAAUCAUCAUGUAGCAUCGGACGGAGGAGAAAAGCCCAACGCCUUUUUAUACGAACUCGACUGAACACCCAAACUGUGCCAGAGAGAGAGAGAGAGGGGGAUGAACACAUGGGUGGAAGGGAGGAGAGAAAAAGGAACAAAAGACGGCUUUUUUUUUCUUUUUUUCAAUUAAUUUGGACUCGUUUUUAGCCCUGCUUGGCUGCACCUUCCAUGAAUCAUAAACGAUGGGGUAAGACGGCGUUCGCAUGUGAUAAACAGUCAAAAAACUGACUGCAGCCCGGCCCGUCAGGAAGGUUUAUACUAGUUAAAGCUCUGACAGUGCUGGAGGUUAAAGGUUUGAAUGUGGCGGAAGUUAAACAUGUGUGAACACUGCAUUAUUAGAGAAAAAGUGGGGGGAGUGGGCUGAUAUACCUGGGCUGGUUGUCUGUCAGAUGGUGCAGGGACUAAUAUGAGUGUAUUUAGGGGAGGUGGGGUUAGAGAGAGAUAUGAACACUUCUGUUUAGAUUCACUAUGCAUUUACAUUUCCUGGACGGCUGCAGAGAAUCAGUGAAUAGACCCCGAAGGAUCAAACCGUAUCUACAUGUUUCUCUGUUGUAGCAGAAACUAGAAUAAUGAAAUGACACAGAUUUCUGAGGUGACAUAUGCAGUGUUUGAUAUAGUUAAAGCUGUAUUGAUUGAUUAACAUUUGGCAGAGAACAAACUGUAAACACAACAUUUGACAUUUUAUCGCUUUAUGAAGAUGUUAAGGUGAAUAUUUUAGCAAAGAGUUGUUUCUCCAGUAGACACAGAGGAACAUUAUCAUCCCAGCUGAGUCAUGUUUGUGUCAACCUGAUCAAUUUUUAUACAAAAACUUUGAUUAAUACAACUUUAAUCAGUCAUAGAGUAUAUGUCGAUUAUGUCUCGAUGCCUUUGUAAACUCAACCGCUUUUUCUGUUUUGUUGUCUUUUUAUCAUGAAAACUAUGCGCUUCAAUGCCAAACUGGUUACUGGUCUGUUUACAGAUUUAACAUUUACAGAUAUUUGAGUUAGAUGAAUAGACUACAUCUGGGAUAUUCUACUUAAAAAUAAUAUAUUGUUUUACCAUGUUUUUCUUUUGUUUGAGUGUUUGUUAAAGGGUAACUUAAACACCCUCUGAAGAUCUUGUUUUUGCUGGGUGUAUUGAGAGUGCAAACAGGUUGGAAAUUGAAUUUCUUUAUCACUAGAGGGGCUACAAAUCUUGUCCUGAGGCAGCACUAGAGUUACUGUUGUUACUUAGUUUUUAUCUUUCAUACGGUGGCUGUUUUAGGACAUCUCAGAUCUCUUAAUGCUGUCAAACUUGACUCAACCUUCAUCAGUCUCAGCUGUACAUCAGUUAGCUACAGCUAGCAUGUUAAAAUGCAGCUAUUAGAUAUCAACAUGCUACUGUUAUAAUGUAACGUUUAGCAUGUUAGCAUGCUAACACACUCAAUUUAGCAUGUUCCCAUCCACUACAGAGACCCAAUUUCUGGCAGGGUUACAUUUGGCUUCAUUGUGCAUUUGACUCAACCUCAAUUGGUGACUCAAGAUGAAGGGUUGAAGCUCAUCAUUGAAAGCAGAUAAUAAACGCUUAGCAUGUUAGCAUGCUUUUAGCAUUCAUCUCAAGCUGAGACUGUUGGGAAUUCACCCUUUACUUUUAGAAGUAUCCUGUCAUGAACUGACAUAUGAGAGAAAUCUUUGUUCGGCACCUCCAGCGUCUUUAUUAUUCAUCCUCAGGGGACCAUGAAUGUCUGAACCAAAUUUCAUGGCAAUCCUUCUGAGAGUUGCUAAAAUAUCUCACUCUUCACCAAAGAGUUGGACCGACAGACUCACUGAUAGACCAACGUUGUUGAAUUUAACAUCAGAUGUUUUGAAUCAUGUGUAUUAAUUAAUAUAAGAAGAGUUUGUUUGAUACACAUUCAAAUGGAGAUGAAUUAGCUCUUGAUUUGAUUCAUUAUUGUUGUAAAAAUUAAUCAUUUUAAUGUGCAACAGGGAUGAAGGAGUCGCUUGAUACAGUUAAAAACAAAACAAAACAAAAACCUUUGCUAUUGAAGGUUUCUGGAGCUCCUCGCCACAGUCGUCCAUGUUUUUGUCAGUUCAGAUGUACAGAGGUCAGUAAUAAUGUGUCUUCUACUUGUGACUUAUCAUGACUGACCAUGAACACAUGCAGCAGUUGAAAUCAGCCGUCUGUCUGUCCAAAUAAUCAACAACAUUGAUCUCUGAACUGAACGCAGUAGCUCCUCAUUGUUACGCAGUUAGUGACAAACAGUAUUUAGAACACUGAACAUACAAAGACUUUGACUGUGUCUGAAUGAAUGAAGUUAAUUCUUGUAAUGAAGUCUUUUUUUUUUUAAAGAGAAUAAUAUACUGACUACAUCCACA